Messenger RNA from Amorphotheca resinae ATCC 22711, 891 nucleotides. RefSeq lists its product as hypothetical. Lineage: Eukaryota; Fungi; Ascomycota; Leotiomycetes; Helotiales; Amorphothecaceae. The transcript has 2 exons. Bases 204 to 506 code for a protein of 100 amino acids. The record is from RefSeq and is a predicted model, not a curated record.
CCAGCAUACAUUCACUCACCUCUUUGCAAGAUAACUCCCUUUCUUCAGCUUUCUCUUCUUAAUACUCGUGGCAGAUUUCUACCUCUUCGCAUCUCAGUGCCCUCUGAGCUGAUUGUCUUUUGUUCGGGGGAGACCACAGUACCAGUAGCUGGUCUCACCUAAUUAAUACCUGUUCACAUCAGCGACACAGAGAUCCAUCGAAAAUGGCAGAGCCAGAGAACUUUGAGGAAGAUUUGUUUGCCGAUCUGUACGCUGAUGAUGACACUCCCGCGAAGCAAGCACCUGCCCCAGAGGUCACCGUCGAAGCUACAGCACCAGCCGAGGUAAAGAAAGAACAGCCAGCAGAAAAUACCGAGAGUGGCAAUGGAGACGAGCAGAAGAAUGGCAGUGAACAGGAUGGGGAUGACGAGAUAGAUUUUAAUCUUGGCAAUGGAAAUAGCUAUGAUGCUCCUGCUGCAACAAACCAGCAAGAGUCGCAUGGACCAGGCAUCAAGGAAGAUGGGUAAGAUAGCAGUAUUUUUCUUUUACAUUUAAUCUUUCUGCGAAAUCUAGCACAUACAUGACCGUAGUUACACGAGCAGCGCAAGCAGCGGUCUCGUUUUGAACUGCAACUACCGGCACAAAGCGGGGAAUGACGGGCAACUCUAUGCCGAUCUGUGCAUGUUGAAGGUCAGGGCACCAGGGCACGAGCUUUGGGACAUCAAAAAAACUGGGCUUUGGGAGUGAGGCUGGUUGGACGGGUGGCGUACAAAUCACAGGCAGCACUGGGAUUGAACGAACUGAAAUCAAGGACGUGGUUACUUUGAGAGCCAAAUCGACUGGCACUGAAACUAUUGAAUCGAUGGUUGGCUUGCUCUGCUGGAAGGAGAUGCCAAGGCAAAAAAUUGGGCG